Molecule: messenger RNA, 1271 nt
Organism: Larimichthys crocea (large yellow croaker)
Lineage: Eukaryota; Metazoa; Chordata; Actinopteri; Sciaenidae
Gene: dmac2l
Product: distal membrane arm assembly component 2 like
Exons: 5
Coding region: 111-701 (196 amino acids)
Source: RefSeq, a predicted model, not a curated record
CAAUAGGAGGGCACGUUUCCCCUCCUUACGUCACUAGGUGAAAGGGUACGAACAUGGUGGCGUUGCGGACGUAAACAGACCGGGCUGAUAGAGGACAGGUGAGGACAGGUAUGAGGCUUCUAUCGAGGGCGGUGCGGGCCGCUGCGGGGCAGAGGGACUGGACCCGCAGACACUUCUGGGGCUGGCUCAAUGCAGUCUUUAACAAGGUGGACUACGAGAGGAUCAAAGCUGUCGGCCCGGACCGAGCCGCGGCAGAGUGGCUGCUGAGAUGCGGUGCCAAAGUGAGGUUUCAAGGUUUCGAACGCUGGCAACACGACUACAACGCGCUGCCAACUGGGCCUCUGGGCAGAUACAAGAUCCAGGCCAUCGACGCCACUGAAUCGUGCAUCAUGUACAGAGGGUUUGACCACCUGGAUGGUUUGAAACAUUUGGAGGAAAUCAAGCUCAACAAGUGUAUCUACAUCGAGGACGCGUGCCUGGAGAGGCUGAGCUCCAUAGAGAAUCUGCAGGAGUCUCUGUACAUGAUGGAGGUGGUGUCGUGUGGAAACGUGACCGACAAAGGCAUCAUCGCCCUGCACAAACUCAGGAAUCUGGAGUAUCUGUUUCUCUGUGAUCUUCCCGGGAUUAAUGACAAACAGAAGACGGUGGAGAGACUGCAGACUGCACUGCCACGCCUGGAGAUAGCGCUGGACCUGCAGUGACUGAGAAAUCCUGUUUUAAAUAUGUUGUCGAAGGUUUUCAAAGUAAAAGAUGCUGAAGAAAGGAGCGUAGAUCCUUCAGCUCGGACGUUAAGCAUCGUUACUCGUGUAUCAUUAAGUUAAAUGUGAGGUCUGACUUCAUGCUCGAAGUAUAACCAAGCUUUAAAGAAAGAGAGAAGCGUUCGAGUUUCUCUUGAUAGAACAAACUAUUUUUUUUUUUAGUUUAUUAUAUUUUCAACAUUUAAAAGGUAACAAAGGUUACUCCACUUACACAGAGAGAGAACAGUGUGAAAUGUUAUGUUUCAAAUCAUUUCCCUUUUUUAGAUUAAUUUGGCAUUUGUAACAAUAUCUGAGGACAGACAGAUGGCUGUGAACAUCCUUAGCACCAAAGUUCCAGAGACAGUGAGUACAAUGUGGACUUGUUACUGCUGUAUGCUAAUAAAUGUGGGAAUGUAUUCACUCCUGACGUCAAUAAAUAUUUAAGAAAUGCUCCAAAAAAACAAAAAAAAAAGUUUGCGUCCUACAUUAUAACUUAACGCGAGACAAUUAAACAAUAAAACUCUCUAACAGCGA